This is a messenger RNA of Dipodomys ordii (Ord's kangaroo rat), 1806 nucleotides long. It is a transcript of the gene Qars1, whose product is annotated as glutaminyl-tRNA synthetase. Bases 21 to 1715 code for a protein of 564 amino acids. Gene Ontology annotation, biological process: translation; glutaminyl-tRNA aminoacylation. The transcript is spliced from 18 exons. Gene Ontology annotation, molecular function: ATP binding; glutamine-tRNA ligase activity. Gene Ontology annotation, cellular component: cytosol; cytoplasm; aminoacyl-tRNA synthetase multienzyme complex. The record is from RefSeq and is a predicted model, not a curated record. Lineage: Eukaryota; Metazoa; Chordata; Mammalia; Rodentia; Heteromyidae.
UGGUUUCCGGUGUGCCUGCCAUGGCGGUCCCUGACUCUCUGACGCUUUUCACGGGCCUCGGCCUGAGCGAACACAAGGCUCGAGAGACACUCAAGAACACGGCUCUGAGCACGCAGCUGCGGGAGGCGGCGACCCAGGCGCAGCAGACUUUGGGCUCUACCAUCGACAAGGCUACCGGGACUCUACUGUACGGUUUGGCUUCCCGUCUCAAGGAUACGCAGCGCCUUUCUUUUCUCGUGAACUACAUAGCCAGUAAGAAGAUCCACACAGAACUGCAGCUGAGCGCUGCCCUGGAGUAUGUUAGAAGUCAUCCUCUGGACCCCAUCGACACUGUGGACUUUGAGCAGGAAUGUGGUGUGGGUGUCAUAGUGACCCCAGAGCAGAUUGAAGAGGCUGUGGAGGUCACCAUAAAUAGGCACCGGCCCCAGCUCCUAGCAGAGCGUUAUCGGUUCAACAUGGGGUUGCUGAUGGGAGAGGCCCGGGCUGCGCUCAAGUGGGCAGAUGGCAAAAUGAUCAAGAAUGAAGUAGACAUGCAGGUCCUCCACCUUUUAGGUCCCAAGAUGGAGGCUGAUUUGGAGAAGAAACCCAAGGUGGCAAAAACAAAGCCAGAAGAAACAGACCGGAGGAAAGCAAAAGAUACGGAGAACGGAGAUGCUGUCGGCCAGACCCUGUCUCUGAUGGAACAGCUCCGAGGGGAGGCCCUUAAGUUCCACAAGCCUGGCGAGAACUACAAGACUCCAGGUUAUGUGACCACCCCACAUACCAUGGAUCUACUGAAGCAGCACCUGGAGAUCACUGGAGGGCAGGUACGGACUCGGUUUCCCCCAGAACCCAAUGGAAUCCUGCACAUUGGACAUGCCAAAGCUAUCAAUUUCAACUUUGGUUAUGCUAAGGUGAGUUUUCCAGGAUGCUGGGACUGGGAUGAUCCCCGGCUCUUCACACUCACAGCGCUGCGGCGGCGUGGCUUUCCACCCGAGGCCAUCAACAACUUCUGUGCCCGAGUGGGGGUGACAGUGGCUCAGACCACAAUGGAGCCACAUCUUCUGGAAGCCUGUGUGCGUGACGUGCUCAAUGACACAGCCCCACGAGCCAUGGCUGUGCUGGAGUCCCUAAAGGUUGUCAUCACCAACUUCCCUGCUGUCAAGCCCUUGACCGUCCAGGUGCCCAACUUCCCAGCUGAUGAGACCAAAGGCUUCCACCAAGUUCCUUUUGCAUCCACUGUCUUCAUUGAGAGGACUGACUUCAAGGAGGAGCCAGAACCAGGCUAUAAGCGCCUAACCUGGGGCCAGCCCGUGGGCCUGAGACACACAGGCUAUGUCAUUGAGCUGCAGCAUGUUGUCAAGGGUCCCAAUGGCUGUGUGGAGUGCCUAGAGGUCACCUGCAGACGGGCUGAUACUGGAGAGAAGCCCAAGGCCUUUAUUCACUGGGUGUCAGAGCCUCUGAUGUGCGAGAUUCGCCUCUAUGAGCGAUUAUUCCAGCACAAGAAUCCUGAAGAUCCUGCCGAGGUGCCUGGUGGAUUCUUAAGUGAUGUGAACCCGGCAUCACUACAAGUGGUGAAGGCAGCGUUAGUGGACUGCUCUGUGGCCCUGGCAAAGCCUUUCGACAAGUUCCAGUUUGAGCGCCUUGGGUACUUCUCCGUGGAUCCAGAUAGCCGCCAAGGACAGCUUGUCUUCAAUCGAACUGUCACCCUAAAGGAGGACCCAGGAAAGGUGUGAACUUGGAAGCGUUAUGGAUCUACCUCAUCCUGGAGAUUGGGGGUGCCAUCAUCACCCUCUCCUCCAUGUCAAUAAAGAAUAGCUGAAUGCC